UCCAUCGGAUAUCUUUCAUGAUUCCAAUUAUUUUUUUAGACUGGCUAUUACCUGAAAUUGUUCUGAUGAACGUUGAAUUGUCAGAAUAAACUUUGAGUUGUGAAAACUCUAGGGUUAACGCCGUACAAAAGGUCAAUUUCAUUGCGAUGUUAGCAGAGAUCCGAUGAAACUUUGACACGAGGAUCCCUGGAUCGGGGCCUCUACAUCGUGACCUGAGAUGAUCCAUCCAAAACCUGCUGUCUUCCUGUCUUUUUCCCACGCCGCUUCAGUCUUGCAGAUAACAAAGGUGUCAUCUUGAUGAAACCUAUUCAUCUUGAUUUGUAAAUUUGUUGUAAAAUUCAUAUCUAUUAAACUAAUAUUGAAAUAGUAUAUUUAAGAUACAAUUAAAUUCAUAAUUUCUGAUAUUGAUUAAACAGUAAGAUUUUCAUGAUCAUUUAUUUUUCUAUAAUUUUAAUGUUUCCAAUAUUUUGUAUCUUCCAAUAACAUUUUAGUUUGUUAAUAUAUAUAUAUAUAUAUAUAUAUAUAUAUUUUUUUUUUAAUAAACCGAAAAUAAGUAAGUAUGAAGCCAAUGUGAAUGUAAAAAAAAAAACUGUUUUGUUGAAGCAGAUAUUUGGUUGAAUGUAUAUAGGACGCGAUUGCGUGCCCAUAGCUAUUGAGAAUUUAACCAAUAAACUUGUACUAAUUCUCACAUGAGCGAUGGCUGCUGAGAAUUUUUGUUUUCAUAAUAAGUUUAUUCACAGGGAACUGCUUUAAGGAGUCUAUACCCUGUUUAGUUUUAAUCAUUUUAUACUUAUAAAAUAAAUUUAUUCUUCUAAUAUAUUUCACAAAUUAGGGAAAGAUAUCAACUUGAAAUCUGAAUUCCAAUAUCUGUAGAACACCAAAGUUCACAAUCGAUUUAUAAUAAUCUUCCUACAAGGGAUUUUUACUGGAGGCAGAUAAUAAUAAACUGUUGAUUAAAUUAAUGAUAAGAAAACAUUAAUACCACCUUGACGUUUAUGGGAACGAUACAUGUAUAUUUAGCCCAUUAACUAUAGCCGUAAAAAAGCAGUUUGACUCUCUUCUAGUGGAACAUGAAUCGUCCUCAAAGAACAUAAACGGUCACAAAGUUCGAAGGGACCUAUUACAAUUUAUAGAGCCAAACAUUUAAUGAGACUAUCGAUCCUCUACAUUUGAUUCCUUAUAUAUAAGGACAUGGUGUUUAAUUGAAAAACAUCCAUAUGAUAAAAAUGGAGGUUCAAGAGUCUAAAAUUUUAAGUCAAUGUAGCCGUAUGCAAAAAAUACUUCUGGUUGGAGAAGGAGAGUUUUCAUUUUCAUUGUCUCUAGCUAAAGCCUUUGCUUCUGUCGCCAAGAUCACUGCUGUAUCUCUUGAUGUUCGAGUUGGACUAGGGCGUCAGUACAGCAAUGGAGAUGCGAACGUGAAAGAACUGGAGAGUCUUGGGUGCACCGUGGUUCGUGGUAUCAACGUACACACUAUGACCUCAGACUAUCGCCUAUCUCGAUAUGACAGAAUUGUCUUUAAUUUUCCUCAUGCAGGGAAACACAAAGAUGUGGUGACAGGAUUCAUGCAGAGUGCCCCCGAGAUGAUGAACGAAGGCGGAGAGAUGCAUUUCACUAAUAUGACAAUGUACCCGUUUAACAAGUUGGAUAUAAAAUCUCUUGCUGGAGAAAACGGUUUGCGUCUUAUCAAGCAGAUGCAAUUCAAGAAAUGGAUAUUUCCAUGUUAUUCAAAUAAGUGUGAAUGUAGCUGCGACUCUCACUCUCACUUCCCCUUCGAAGUAGUUGUUAUUUCUAUGCUUAAGAAAUAAACUCUUCGUUUUCUUUAAUAUUAAAAAUAAUAACAAUAAAUUAUUUGAAAUGCACUUGCACAUUCCGUAUUUUUACCUGGCUCUAAAUAAUUAUGGCCAUAAUUAAUUCUUUUUGCACCAAAAUGCAACUAUACGUACGCACAACAUGAAAGGUCAUCAUAUUAAUUCGAUGUCCAAAUAGUUCUUCCAUACUGUAGUGUGCAAAUUGAAAUAAAAAGAUGGUAGAUUCUUGAUUUUGUGUACAAACUCUUGUUAUAUGUGUUUACUAUUUACACAAUUAUGUACAAUAGAGAUCAUCAUUUAUUUGAUAGGAAAUGUAGUUUACAAAACAGAUGAUGUUGUUAUUUUAACGAAGCAAAUCCCAUUAAUAAGAAUUGAGGAGAUCUUUGUUUUCCAUUAGUUGGCUCGUGCGAGGAGCAAGUCUUUGGAUCAUUUCAAACGAUUGAACUGAGUCUUUGGAUCAUUUCAAACGAUUCGAAACGCGAUCGGAAAAUAUUGCAAAAUCGAACCUUUUUGCGCGACUGAAAUUAGACAAAACAGAUUGGA
Molecule: messenger RNA, 2351 nt
Organism: Brassica rapa (field mustard)
Lineage: Eukaryota; Viridiplantae; Streptophyta; Magnoliopsida; Brassicales; Brassicaceae
Biological process (GO): rRNA base methylation
Cellular component (GO): cytoplasm
Molecular function (GO): rRNA (uridine-N3-)-methyltransferase activity
Source: RefSeq, a predicted model, not a curated record